Messenger RNA from Kwoniella shivajii, 2925 nucleotides. RefSeq lists its product as uncharacterized. Gene Ontology annotation, biological process: intracellular signal transduction; peptidyl-serine phosphorylation. Gene Ontology annotation, molecular function: ATP binding; protein serine/threonine kinase activity. NCBI's taxonomy places the organism in Eukaryota, Fungi, Basidiomycota, Tremellomycetes, Tremellales, Cryptococcaceae. The record is from RefSeq and is a predicted model, not a curated record. The transcript has 14 exons. The coding region runs from base 1 to 2925 and encodes 974 amino acids.
AUGACAACAUCACGUCCAGCACCUUCCCCAUUCAUUCAUUCAGGGUAUACGGAUCUGAUAUCACUGGUAUCGUCUACACCAUCAAGGCUAGGUGCAAAUCUUGCAUCUCAUUCACCCGUGGGCAUCUCAUCACAAACUAACAGAGGUCGAUAUCGCAAUGUCGGAUCCAGGUUUCCCGAUGAAUUUCCUGGAUUGCCUAGAGCAGACUCAUACGCUAGAAUAAUGGAAGAACAGAUUCCCGCUGCUUCUAGAGGUGGAAGAGCAAGAGGUUAUGCCAGAGGUGGAGGAAGGAAAGGUGCUAUAAGUGGAAAAGAAGCAUUCUCAGGUAAUGAAUUAAGAAAGAGGAAGGUGGAUAAGAGGAUGAUCGGGCAUCCUACGGACUUUAGACAUAUCUUCCACGCAUCGACAUUUGAAGAAGCGACCCAGUUGUUAAUGCGUUGGUCUAUGGAGGGUGUAGGAGAUAAGAUAGGUGAUCCUGCCUGGGCAUACCCUAUCAAGGAGCUGGUGAAAGUUCGAGCUAGAGAACAGCAAGCUCGAGCAGUAGCUGCUGUUGUAGAAGCCACUGCUCGUACACGUGAGCUGAGAGAUGUCGAUAUCAAAGAUUUAAAACCGCCCGGCACUUUGAGAGUCGUCAAUGGGCUUCCUUCAUCCAUAUACUCAACCACCAAUACUCUUCUCAGAUCAGCAGUUGAUAUUCAAGCUCCACCAAACGGAACAAACAAUUCCUUAUCAACUGGUCAAAUAUCAAUAUCACCUUUUCUAGAAAACGGAUCAACACCAAAUCUCAUAGCUAAUUUUCAAGGAUACUUUGAGCCUCAUAGUAACACUGGCUUGAGAACGCCUACUAGCCCGUUGGAUAACCCUUUCAGCUCUCCACCAUCAACUGCUAAAAAACUUGUUGGCGGAGAACACAAACAACGCGGAGGAAGCACUCAACCCCUUCAGAUCAAGAAAAAGUCGCUACUCCCUGUUCCGAAUGUUCAGGAAUCUCAGGGGACUAAACUUGAGGGAGUCGUUUCUGCAAAUUCGCUCCCAGCCGAAGAGGUAAAAAUCCCGCCCACACCUUCUAGUCCACCUACUCCAAGAAGUAAAAAAGACUCCAGACCUAAAGCUCAAGAUAUAUUCACCACAUUACCAUUCAGAAUUGUGAAACCUUCUUUACCUACAUUGGAGAAAGCAAUGUCAAUCGCUCUGUUCUUCGAGCAAUAUUAUCAUGCUCUGUUGAAGCCUCCAUCCGUACACGCAGGAGCAUCUUCUUCUGCCGCUAAGCUUGUCCAUCCAGGCAACUAUGUUCUGAACCGUGCGAGAAGAUUGGCAGCUUUAGAGUCGACUUUCGCUUUACCAGAAAACAGGUACAUGUCUGAUGCAGAGAAGGAAUCGAGAAGAGAUGAACUAAUAAAGGAGGAAGGUAUAAUUUUGAGGGAAAGAAGAAAGAAGGUCGAUGUCAAAGGAUUUGAGUUAGGCAGAGUUAUAGGUCAUGGUGCUUUCGGGGUCGUUAGGAUCGCUAGAGAAAAAGCAGGAGAAAGAUUAGUGGCAAUGAAGCAGCUUCGUAAAGCAGAGCAAGUUAUGCUUCGUAAAUCACAAGAAGGUCAUGUUCGUGCAGAGAAAGACCUAUUAGCUGCAGCAGCGUCGAGGUCCUUAUCGACCGCCAUAUCUGGGGAUUCGAGCAAAUCAUCUUGGAUAGUUGAAUUGUAUUACGCUUUUCAAGAUACAGAUCAUCUUUACCUGGUACUAGAAUUUAUGGGAGGAGGAGAUCUACUAAAUCUCUUAGUGGAGAGAGAUACUUUCCCAGAAGAAAUGACAAAAUUUUACGUUGCCGAAAUGAUCUUAGCUUUGGAAGAAACGCAUUCGUUAGGAUUUAUACAUCGAGAUAUCAAACCUGAUAAUUUCUUAUUCACCAAGGAUGGUCAUAUAAAAGUGUCGGACUUCGGUCUUGCAACUGAUCUACAUUGGGCCCAUGAUACGAGUUAUUAUGAACAUCAAAGACUUGCACUUCUUAAAAAGCACGGUGUCGAUUUAGAAUAUCCAAGCACGAAAACGAAAAGAAUGAAAAAGGAAGACGUGGAGAAGAUUAUGGGUAAAGAAUGGCUGGAAGAAGGUAAAGGUGUGCUCACUUGGAGAGAUGGCAGACGAAGAGCUUUGGCUUAUUCAGUUUGUGGGACAAACUCUUAUAUGGCCCCCGAAGUCAUUCGUGGCCAGGGAUACGGAUUCAGCUGUGAUUGGUGGUCUUUAGGGAUAAUUAUGUACGAGAGUCUGUAUGGGUAUCCACCGUUUGUCAGCUCAUCGCGACAUGUGACCCGACAGAAAAUCCUCAAUUGGCGAACGACACUCAAAUUCCCGCCUAAACCUAGACUUUCUCCGGCAUGUUUGGACUUGAUGACUUCAUUGCUGUGCGAGCCAGAAGAUCGUUUAGGUACUACACCUUUGGAGAAGGCAUCUGUACUUACAAAUAGUACCUCACGCAAUCGGUCAUUAGGGAGAGGUUUAGGGAAUGACGGAGCAGAGACUAUCAAGAAACAUUCAUGGUUUGAAAAUAUCGAUUGGGAGAACUUGCAUAAACAAACUCCACCUUAUCAUCCUGAUCUGUACGCGGAAGAUGACACGAGGCAUUUUGAUGAUGACAUUCCCGAUGAACCUCUAGCGGCAGCGAACGGAGCAGCAGCGGACGCUACUAAAGAUCCGUUGUUGAGGGAUAAAACUCACGGAGCACAUUUGCUAGAGAUUAGGAAAAGUCUGGCGUUCAAAGGUUGGACGUUCAAAUCCCCAUCACUAGUUGAAAAGCGAUAUGGGCAUUUGACUCCGAACAACUUGUCGCACAUGAGAGACUUAUCAGAGGAGACUGUUUAUGGUGAUCAAGGAGAAACGGGGCGUGAAUGGGACCGUGUAGAUAUGGGAACUGUCAGAAAUAGGGCUUUAUCUUUCUAA